GUGAUUGCCCCCACCGACCCCCACAACAGCGAAUCGGGGUCACGCCUAUGGCUGCGAUUCCCAUCGCUAACGGACCUGGACGAGUCGGAGCCUUGAUGGAAGAAGUAGAGGGUGGGGGAAGUGCCCUGGCCACCACGGAAGAGGCCGCCGAGCUAAUCCCGCUAGAUCAGUACGUAUCACUGGGGUAUCCUGGGCUUGGAAUGAUCGGAACAAUCAGACCAGCGCCGGAACCGAAAGAGGUGGCGGAGUGGCGACCGUCUCUAGGAGAAAUGGAGUCGGGAGGACCCACCUUCGUCAUGGGAGAGAUUGAUGUACUAAACAUCAUCCGAGCCUUGGACCAUCGGAUUCCACUUCCGAUCGGUCAUCUACUCUCAAUCUCCGAGCAAGCCAAUGAGCGAAUGCUACAUCAUUGCAAAGCAAACCGGAAGCGAUUCGCCCUCGCUCGAACAUCGAACGUAAAAGCCAAAAGCUCCACGCCCGAAGAAAAUCCAACUGGUACUUCAGAUCCGAUACGGUGGGUUCGGUGUCCGAUGGGGAUUUGCAAUGCGUCUGCCACGUUUCGGCGAGCGAUGAACAUGACGUUCCAAAAUUUCGUCAACGAGACGCGGCUGACACAAGGGAUGAUUAACUUCUGCAUGAUCGUGUACAUGGACGAUAUCGUGGUCUACUCGAAAACUUAUCACGGGCACGCGCAACAUAUCGAGUGGACAUUGGGCGCGUUGAGAGACGCUGGGUUCAAGAUUGCGCUCGAGAAGAGCAAAUUUUUCCUCUCGAAAAUUUCGUUCUUGGGCUACGUCGUGACACGUGGAGGACUACGAUCGGACUCAAGAAAGGUUGCGGCAGUGAAAGAAGCCCCGGUUCCCACGUCAUUGACGCAGGUUCGAGCCUUCUUGGGGUUAGCAUCGUACUAUCGACGCUUCAUCAAGGGUUUUGCAGCGAUUGCACGACCACUAACGAAUCUGUUACGAAAGGACCAGCCUCUCAGUUGGGACGCGGAGUGCCAGCAGGCCUUUGCAACCCUCAAGGACGCUCUGGCAACGGCCCCUAUUUUGAUUCGGCCGGACCCCUCAAAGCAGUUCAUUCUCAUCACGGACUGGCAACCGGAAGCUAUUUCCGCUAUUUUAGCGCAAAAGGGGAACGACGGUCGUGAACACGUCAUCGAGUACGCGUCACGCACAGUACCAGACGAACGUCGAAAUGACUCCGCACCUCAAGGCGAGUGUUAUGCGGUAGUUUGGGGAAUCCAACACUUCCAUCUGUAUCUUUACAGACAGAAGUUUUGCCUCGUGACGGAUCACGAGCCUCUGCUAGCUUUGAAGAAGCUCACCAACUACACGCGCAUGAUUGGCCGUUGGGCAGUGCGACUGCAAGAGUACAACUUCGAUAUUAUCCAUCGAAAGACAGAGCGACACGGCAACGCGGAUGGGCUGACACAGGGAGCCGCAGAACGCAUCCCGCCGUCGCAGCAACAAUACUUGGAUCCCCGGACGGCUCGCGAUCCUGCCUUCUUCGGGCACCCUACAGCAGGGCAGUUUGCUGCCAUUCGAGAAGAAGAGGAGGAAGAAGAGAGCACCGGGAGUGACGAAGACGAAGGCGCGCGGGAGGAAGGCGGGGAUAGCGACGAAGAGCUCGAUGAAGAAGACGAAACCCCUGAGGAAGGAAGUUAUAGCGAGCAUAGUGAGGGGGAACCGAGCGAAGAACAAGAAGAAGACGAGGAAGGAGAAGAGGAGCACGAAGAAGAAUCUGUUGGAUCAGAGUGGGAAGUCGUGCCGGAAGAAGCACUGCGUACGGGCACCGAGGCUGAAGAUCCCGAGGCGGCCCACAAAAGAAAAGAGAUCGCGACCGGGAAGAAGGAGUUAGAACUCGCAAGCGCGGUGAGUCCGCAGAUCCACGACGACCCGAACCGAGAUCCGGAGCCACCCCGACCUGAAGAUGGCGACCUCGCGGCCACGACUCCGACCCCAUCAGCGUGGCGACGGAGCCGAUCCCCCUCCUCCCCGACCCGUCCCCCAGUUCUCCGCUGUACCGAUACGGGCGAUCGGCCUUCGUCCCCGAUCACUCUCUCGCCGUUCCCUUGACUACCUCACCCUCCGCCAGCUCACCACC
Molecule: messenger RNA, 2106 nt
Organism: Chara braunii
Lineage: Eukaryota; Viridiplantae; Streptophyta; Charophyceae; Charales; Characeae
Source: the annotation of a GenBank genome assembly